CGGUUUUUUUCUAGAGCACUUGUAAAAGCCGGUGCGUGUAUGCUAACAGUGCACGGGAGGACACGUGAUCAGCGUGGACCGAAUACGGGUUUGGCCGACUGGUCAGCAAUGCGUGCCGUUGUGAAUGCUGUUGAUGUUCCGGUUCUAGCUAAUGGCAAUAUACAGAUCCCCGGUGAUGUUAACCGAUGCUUACAAUCAACCGGUGCUAGUGCUGUUAUGAGUGCAGAAGGCAUUUUGUCGAAUCCAUAUUUAUUCGAAGAACGACACGAGGUGAAUUGGCUGGUGGCAAAGGAGUAUCUUGAUUUCGCUGAGCGUUACGAAUCCACUGUAAGCACAAUCAGGGCGCAUCUGUUUCGCAUCUGUCACCAUAGGUUUGUUGGUUUUCUGCUAAAUUUGGUUUUGCAUAAGUUGCAGAAGUACGAGAAGCAGCGCUAUCCUCCUCGCCCUCCUCCAUGCCUCAUUGGGUUUGCAAACCGUAUUACCGUCCGAUGCGGGACAAUUCUGCGGUCUCGGAUUCGCUGUAUCGUGAACGUCGACGAGCAGAAUUAG
Molecule: messenger RNA, 549 nt
Organism: Gongylonema pulchrum
Lineage: Eukaryota; Metazoa; Nematoda; Chromadorea; Rhabditida; Gongylonematidae
Source: the annotation of a GenBank genome assembly